GUAUAGACAUAUAUGAGAAAAUUCGAACACUGAAUGCAUUAAUACAAGAAAGUGCACAAACAUUUUCUUACUCUGGCCAACACACAUGACAGGAAGCUGUGCUUCUCACUCAGGUCGUAUACACUUACACGCACACCCACGCCUUACCUGCCAGUUUGACAACGCUUACGUUCUUUACACAAGUCACUAACCACAACAGAUGCUAAUCUGAAGAUAACACACCGAGCCGCAAGCACAAUAGGUCUCAUAACCUACCAACAUCUUUGAAGACAACACUCUUUAAUCCUCUAUCUUUGUUCAUUUAUACAUAAAGUUUCAAGCUAUGCUAUCCUCAGUCCUAUUACUUUUUUUUGUUGACAAACGUGAAUGACGACCAAGAAAACAUAACAGUGAUCUAUGGGAAACUUUUUGACUUUCUGUGACUGCCCUGUAACUUUGGCACUCUCUGUGGGGGCUUCUUCGGCCAUUUGCAACACGCACCUAAACACGACACAUGGUUGAUCAUACGUCUGCCGAGGCCGAUUCUCCUUCCUUCGCCCCUAUGUUUCGUCCUCAGACAGAAGGUCAAAGGUCAAGUCAUGACCUUUACCAGCAAGAGUUAGUGAGCAGCCUGACCCAGUUUGAGGUCUCCAACCACCUCCCAUGUGAGUCCGGUGAAGACACGGGCAGCACGAUGAAUGGAGCAGAUCAAUCCGGGAAUGCUUCUUAUUGGGGGAAUAUGUCUCCGGUCUCGUCUAUGGCACAGAACAGGAACAAGGCACCAGGAAUGUAUGAUCCCAUCUGGAAUUCUCACUGUCACCAACAGGGGACAACCGAGAGUUAUGAUGCAUUGGGCCCUCAACGACAAAAACUUGAUUCUUUCUCUGACGCUUUCUGCAGUCGUAGCACCUCACGAAUCCUGGGUGGAGGAGGAGAGCAUAAUGGGUUCAACAACUCCACGCCACCUUCAAAUGCUCUGUCCUUCCCUCUGGUUCUUAGUCCACCUCCAACACCCCUGCCUCCUCCCUCUUUUUCUCCUCCAAAGAGACCACAACACUGCGUACCUGGGCAGAUCCUGAGCCACUCGCAGAUGCAAACACAGACGGAUGGGUCUCUGCAGUUCUUCUCUCUGUCCUCACCCUCAACUGCCAGGUUCACUCAUCCCAUUUGGCUCCAACUGCCGGCAGAAGACGCAGAUGGUGCGGACAUAAUGCAGCCUCUUUCACAGGAUUCAAAUCCCUCCAUGGGUUAUUCAGAGCAUGGAGGGCCCCAUUCCAAACAACAGUCUCUGCAGAAGACUACAGACUGUUUACUGUCCUAUAACCCUGCACUGGCCCAACAACUUCAACCACAGUCCUGUGUGCAGCUACAGCUGAGCCAUGAUCCUGGGACGUCUGAAGAUCACAUGUCAUGGCCUCAGAUUGGGCAAUCAUCUAAUUCAUUUGGAUCUUCUCAACAGCCAAGUUUCCAUGCCCAGGGAUCAGGAGAAGGGCUGAGAUUCAGUUGCGAAAUAAACCGCAGUUCUGGGUCCUUGGACAAACCUCUCGGGUCCUCCAGUACACAGAAUGUCCCCAUUGCUGUGUACGCUGGAGUCCCAUUUAACAGUGUGAUCCAGCUGGGUAGGGAGCUCAUGGAGACCUGGGAGGGAACUGUGUCUCACUUUACGCCUUCUCCAAUGCUGAACCCCAUACGCAGUGGAACGGGACUCUUUUAUAACCUGCUGCCCCCCUUAGCUGCGGAAAACAGAGCACUGUGGUCAGAUGAAAGGAAAGAGAAUGAGUCACACAGGUGCAUAAAUAUAGGCCCAGAGUUCCAAGCUGAACUGCCUGAUCUCAUAGAAGGGGAUGAUGAAAUGUGGCCAGAUGAACCAGUCAGAGAGGAGCUAUUGUGGAAACCUUGGGCAGAAUUAGAGGAGAAUGACACUCUUUUGCAGCAUGUGGAGAAUCUUCUAGACCUGAGUGCUUCUAGUGUUCUACCAGGAGGUGGUGCUAAUCUGGAACUGGCUCUACAUAGUCUCUUCCGCUGCCAGGGGAACAUUCUAGAAGCACUGGAGAUGCUACUAUUUUCAAAUUCUGCUCCAUCAGAUGACUUCCACUACUCUGGCACCAAAAUAUGGACUUUGAAUGAACAAAGAUUAUUCCACAAAGCAUUCACAAUUUAUGGAAAAGACUUUUCCUUUAUUCAGAAAAUGGUGAGAACAAAGGAAGUGUCACAGUGUGUAGAAUUCUACUACAACUCCAAAAGACUGUCAGAGAAACAAAGAAAACAGAGAGAAAGAGAAAAUGAAAAUUUGGAGAAAGAGAGAAACAUCCUCACUGUUAGCCAGGUUCCUUCAGUGCCAAAGAUGCUUGUUAACCAAACAAGUAUUGAGAGAUUGAUUCAUACACCACCACUUCCCACAAGCUUUCCCUGCAAACAGUGUGGAAAAAUGUUCUACAAAAUCAAAAGUAGGAAUGCACACAUGAAAAUCCAUCGGCAACAGCAAGAGGACUGGAGAGAAAAACUCCAAAUUCACCCAAACCUCAACCCAAAUAGAGCGUUGUCCAUUCCAAGCCAGCAAAUCCUAACACAGACCCACCAUCAGAACCAACUCCUAACCCACAGCCUGAUUCAGAACCUGGUCCAAUCACAGACCCAGUUGGCUUUUCUUCAAAGCACAAAGACGGAGUUCAUUCCAAAGCAACCAUACCAGUUAUACAGCACCCACCCAAAAUCUACAGAUUGUGCUCCAAGCACUUCACACUGGACAUCAGCAGACAUGAGCCUUACUGCACAGUGUAAAGACAGGUGGCCGAUUCUAUAACAGACUCAAGCUACGCAAGCUCAUUUUGAGCUUACAGGACAGUCAUUUUUCAUGGACUACCACCAAAUUUUCUUUUAAUUUACUGUACAUUCGUACUUUGCAAGAAGUGUCAUGGCAUUUGUUGAAGUUUUUAAAAUGUCAAGUAAACCAUUUAAUAAAAACCUUGCAAUUAAGCAAGCU
Molecule: messenger RNA, 2962 nt
Organism: Misgurnus anguillicaudatus (oriental weatherfish)
Lineage: Eukaryota; Metazoa; Chordata; Actinopteri; Cypriniformes; Cobitidae
Biological process (GO): negative regulation of DNA-templated transcription; regulation of transcription by RNA polymerase II
Cellular component (GO): histone deacetylase complex; transcription regulator complex
Molecular function (GO): transcription corepressor activity
Source: RefSeq, a predicted model, not a curated record